This is a messenger RNA of Aedes albopictus (Asian tiger mosquito), 2302 nucleotides long. RefSeq names its product apoptosis-inducing factor 3. Gene Ontology annotation, cellular component: cytoplasm. The transcript has 3 exons. The coding region runs from base 442 to 2112 and encodes 556 amino acids. Lineage: Eukaryota; Metazoa; Arthropoda; Insecta; Diptera; Culicidae. The record is from RefSeq and is a predicted model, not a curated record. Gene Ontology annotation, molecular function: oxidoreductase activity, acting on NAD(P)H; 2 iron, 2 sulfur cluster binding; flavin adenine dinucleotide binding.
AGUAAAUAACUAGUGGUCUUCGGGGGUGCAACGGCUUAUGGCUAACGUGCGCGGGUUCUAAUAGGUAGAGCAACUAAUACCCUGUUGUUCGUUGUCUGGUACUUUUUCCUUGUAAUAAUUACUUGUGGAACCAACCAACAGUUGUCUGGAAGAGAUAGGUAGAUCUUCAAGUGAUUGAUAAUUAUAUUGUGGUGCCCGGUAGUGAUCACGACGCGCCCAAUUUUGUUCCUUUUUGAUCGAGAUGAUAUCACGUAAAGAUUAGUGACGAGCGUCAACUAUAAUAAAAGCACUCCAACCUGGCCUCUGGUAGGGUACUCGAGAAGCGUUUGGUUCAGUUUAUUUCUAUAGCGACAUCGUGGCAGUUGUAUUAUUUGUUUGUAUCGUGUGCCAUUCAACUCCGCAUCGAGAGCAAUAAUCACUCGCUGUUAACGUUGGAGAACCAUGGGCUGUGCUUCAUCGAAAUCAAAAUCCCCCAAAGCUUCCAAUGGGGAUAUUACGGCCAAAGUCACUGGAGGUAGCUCGGCGGAUGAUGGCUACGUCGAGGACUUCAUUUGCAACGAGAAUGACGUCGGCGAAAAUGAGAUGAAGGCCUUCGAGUUGGACGGCGGCAAGGUGCUAUUGGUCAAACAAAAAGGCAAGUUGUCGGCCAUCGGAAACAAGUGCUCCCACUAUGGGGCGCUGCUGUCGACGGGUGCACUGGGCGAGGGCCGUGUGCGUUGUCCGUGGCACGGAGCAUGCUUCAACCUCGAGACGGGAGACAUCGAAGACUUUCCGGGUCAGGAUUCCCUGCCAUGCUUUAAGGUCACCGUGGAGCAAGGACGGGUGAAAAUUCGCGCCAAACGCUCGGAGCUUCAAUCGGGCAAACGUACUAAAGCGAUGGUCAAGAUGUCCAAGGAAGACGAACGGACGUUCGUGGUAAUCGGUGGAGGUCCGUCGGGUGCCAUCUGUGCCGAAGCCUUGCGCCAAGAAGGCUUCACCGGACGUGUUAUCAUGAUCAACAAGGAACCGUGCCUGCCGUACGAUCGCAUUCUGGUGAGCAAAACGAUGGACUUUGAUCUGGAGAAAAAACUACUACGAGACGAAAAGUUCUACGCUGAAAACGAGAUCGAGACCAUGAUAGGGACGGCGGUUACCUCGCUGGAUAGCGCUGGGCGCGAGUUGACGCUGAGCAAUGGGUACAAAAUCAAGUUCGAUAAGGUGUACAUUGCAACGGGAUCCAAGGCGAGGAAAGCUCCGAUUGAAGGUGCCGAUCUGCCCAAUGUGUGUGUUCUGCGGUCAAACGCUCAUUCCAAGCACGUGAACGGCCAGUUGAGUCCGGACAAACACGUGGUGGUUCUGGGAGUUAGUUUUAUUGGGCUCGAAGCAGCGGCGUAUUGUGUUAACAAGGUAGCUAAAGUAACAGUUAUAGGGCGAGGAGCUGUUCCGCUGGUGGAAUCCUUCGGUGAACAAGUGGGGUCGAAGGUGAUGGCAUGGUUCAAGGAAAAGGGCAUCCACUUCAUAAUGAACUCUGGAAUCAAGCGUUGCAUUGGAGAUGACGACCGGAAGCUGACCUCGGUUGAAUUGAACGAUGGAUCCAUUUUGAAGGCAGAUCUCUGCAUCAUGGGUAUAGGAUCAACUUUGUAUACGACCUUCUUGGAGGGAUCAGGUGUUAAUGUUAACAAAGAUGGAUCUAUUAACACAAACCAUUUCUUGGAAACGAAUAUCCCUGGCAUCUACGCAGGAGGAGACAUUGCGAAUGCACCAGUGUUCUGCAAUGACAACCAACUUGCCACCAUUGGUCACUAUCCCUUGGCUCAGUAUCACGGCAAAGUGGCUGCUUUGAACAUGGUCGGAAAGGCCACCGAGGUAAGAUCAGUUCCCUACUUCUGGACCAUGCUUUUUGGCAAAGGCUUCCGAUAUGCCGGAUACGGAAGACCUCACGAGACCAUCAUCGAAGGAGACCUGGACCAAUUGAAAUUCGUUGCCUUCUACCUGAACGCCAACGGAAAAGUGAUCGGAAUGGCAUCAUGCGGGCGGGAUCCAGUGGUGUCCCAGUUUGCUGAGUACUUAUCCCAAGGAAAAACACUCCACAAAGAUCAACUUAGUCCGGAUCCAUUCUUUUGGACCAAGUGAACUUCAUUAUUUUUAAAGUGCUUCAAAAGCGCGUUAGCAGUAUUAAAUUUAGGACCAUGUUCUUUCGUUCCAUCUCGAAGCAGAUGCGGCCACUGUUACGUUGAAUUUGUAUUUAUUUGUUAUGUACAUACGAAAUCCCUAGUAAAUGUUUUUCACCUGGAUGUGCAAUAAACAGAAACAUGGAAACUAA